AUUUUUUUGAUUUUCAAUAAUUUUGUUUCUCAGAUUUGGUUAUUAUUAUUAUUAUCAGUUAGCAACAAAAACAAGAUCUCAUUAUCAAUCAUGAGUGAUUGCAUAACAUUUGCCAAGAUUUGGAUUAUUAUUAUUAUUUUAUAUAUAUCUAAUAAUUUAUUUAUAUUAUUAGCAAUGAAAUUAGAAUAUCGUAUACAAAAUGGUUAUCCAGUAAAUCUUGGUGAAUUUCCAAUGAUUGUAUUAUUACUUGGUAAUACACAUUUAUGUACUGGAACAAUUAUAGCACCUGAUAAAAUUUUAACAGCUGGACAUUGUGCAUGUGGUGAUCCAACAUAUGAAGUUUAUGCCAAUUUAACCCAUAUUACUGAACGAUUUUCACCUCAUACACAACAUCGUUUCGGUACACAUUUUAUUUAUCCUACAACCUAUAAAAAUCAAUGUCAUCAACUUAAUAAUGGAUCAAUUAGUAACCAUGAUAAAUUAGGUGGUUCACCUGAUAUAUCAAUUUUAAUGUUAAAUCAAAAAUUUCAUCUUUCAAAAGGAUGGAUAGAAAUUGGUUUAUUAAAUUUUAAUUAUUCUAUAAAUGAUACACAAGAAAAAGAAAAAAAGAAAAAAGAUUUUUUUGUAUUAGGUUUUGGUGAAGAUAAAUCAAUUGAAAAUUCAAUGGGUCAAUUACGUUUAGGUAUAAUAAAAUUGGAUGAAUGUCCAAAAAAUAUUAAAAUACCAACUGAUGGAGCACUUUGUUCUAAUAUUAAUGGUAAUCAUCAAGGACCAGAUGUUGGAGAUAGUGGAGGUCCUAUUUUUGAUAUAAAUGGACGUGUUGUUGGUAUUACAUCAAUAGCUGGAAAUGGUUGGUAUGUAUUUUCAAGUGUUACUACACACAGAACGUUUAUUCAACAACAGUUAUAUAAUGAUACUAUUAAUUUGACUGGUGGUAAUACUACUACUACUACUACUACUACUACUACUACUACUACUAAUAAUAAUAAUAAUAAUAAUAAUAAUAAUAAUAAUAAUAAUAAUAAUAAUAAUAAUAUGGAUACAAUGAAUAAUUCCAAUUCAACAGAUAUUUCUUAAUUUUAUUAUCCUUCUAAAGUGUUGACAUUUUCUUUUAUUAAAAAGAUAUUUUCGAUUAUGUGAAGUAGGUAAAUAAUUCACUAUGAUAUAAAUACAAUACUUACUUAUUUACUUAUGCCUGUUAACCCUCGUAGAGGAGCAUAGGCCGCCCACCAGGAUUUCUCAUCGAACUCUGUCCUUGGUAUUCCUUUCCACUUCUUUCCAGUCGCUAUUCAUUCUCUUGACGUCUAAUUUCAUUUUUCUGUUCAAUGUGUUCCUUUGUUUUCCUCUUUUUUCCCCUUAAGGAUUCUGAGUUAGAGGUUACCUAGUGAUACAGUUUGGUGAUUUCCACAAUAUAUGGGCUAUACACCUGAAAGGUCUUUUCUUAAUCCCCUCGCCAGCUGAGAGCUUCUAUUAUUUUCAUUUUAAUAUCUAUUUGUUAAUCCUUCACUAUUAAGGUUUAAACAAUGAGAGCAUCGGAAUUUCGAGAACUUGAGGUUUUUUAUGGGCUGAAUUCGUUACAGGUCUAUUAUAGGUGGGGUACUACAUAGCCUUUUUGUUCUUGUGUGGGAUUCCUCGGCAGUGAGCACACAAUAGCCUGUCACUGCAGAUCGAAAAUAGGAAAUUGAAUUCUUGAGGUGAGUCCUUAACCUCUAGAAUCCUGAAAAGUCUCAUAUUAAGACAAAACAAAUGUCCAGUACUGAUGGUUUUCAAGUGGUCGAACGCUUCGGAUUCAAUGGGGCUGGUCUAUUC
This is a messenger RNA of Schistosoma rodhaini, 1809 nucleotides long. The record is from the annotation of a GenBank genome assembly. Lineage: Eukaryota; Metazoa; Platyhelminthes; Trematoda; Strigeidida; Schistosomatidae.